Molecule: messenger RNA, 1137 nt
Organism: Didymodactylos carnosus
Lineage: Eukaryota; Metazoa; Rotifera; Eurotatoria; Philodinida; Philodinidae
Source: the annotation of a GenBank genome assembly
AUGGAUUUCGUUAAAUCCUUUUGUAGUCCACACAUAAAAAUUCCAAAUAGAGAAUAUGUCCGAGCGCAUUCCAAACAAUUACUACCUAUGAUUGCUCCAUGGAGAAAUAAUACGGGUGUUGUGAUACAAGAUCGAGAGUCUGUCAUACAUUUAACAGUAAAACGAAUAAUAGAAGUGUUACAAAAACAAAACAUAAAUGUACCGUCGAAACUAGAAUAUCGAGAGAAAACGGGCCACGAUGGUGCCGGAAAUAUGGCUAUAUAUAAAUCAGUAAAUACGCCGAUGGAAAAUGCUAAUAUAUUUAGCAAAAUGUUUGUUUCGCUGUCUCUUGAGGCUUCCACUGGCGAAGUAUUAUGGAUAAACGAGUCACCGAAUAGCUCACACUGGUGUCGACCUUUGGCAUUAAUAGCUGAGAAAGAGUCUGUGGAGUUAUUAUAUUUCGUAAAUGGUGCAUUUGAGCCAGAAGAAAAGCGCUUACAAGAAGAAGGAACAACAUUCGAUUAUAAUAAUACGAAAUAUGAUUUAAAAAUAACGAUUGAAACGAGUAUGAAAGAUCUUAAAGUGCGCACAAUAGAGUCGGGGUUAGGCGGUGCCGAUUGUCUUCUAUGUACUACGCGCUCUAACGAAUGGAAAGAUGUAGAUAAAAUUAAAAAACCGUAUUUUUUUGCAGUCAAUCGGACAGCCGAAAAAACGCUCGAUUUGUAUAAUCAAAUGAUAAAAGACGACGGCGAAAUCACUAAAAAGAAGAAUGACUAUGAAGCUCGACAGGGACUCACGAGUAAACCACUAUCAAAUACUGAUCAACACCACAUAACGAUUACACAUCAAUAUAUUAAUGGCAUACAAUGGAUUUUAAAAAUUAUAUAUCAUUUACGAGCCGAUCUUUUACUAUGGUCAGAACGAGGCGAAACGACAAAAGAAAGAAUUAAAAAGGCGCGCGAAACUGUUUCGAAUGAGAUUGAAUCAGGUACCGGUCUUCGUCUUGAUCAGUACGAUACGACUGGUUGUUCUGGUACUAGUACGACCGGCGGUCAAGGACGAAAGUUUUUCUCGUACGAAGUAAGAAAUUCAAUUGUUUCGACAGUACCAAAAGCGCAACAAAUGACUUGGCCUAUUAAACCAAAGGCCAAAGGGUGA